Molecule: messenger RNA, 588 nt
Organism: Closterium sp. Naga37s-1
Lineage: Eukaryota; Viridiplantae; Streptophyta; Zygnematophyceae; Desmidiales; Closteriaceae
Source: the annotation of a GenBank genome assembly
AUGCGAGGAGACAACGAGGCUGUUGGGAGUCCCUCAGGGCACCAGGCGGGAACCGACGGGCUGGUGUUGGUGAUGGAGAUGAGGCUGAGGGCGUUGGAAGGGCAGCUGGAGGAGACACGGAGGGGACUGGAGGAGGCUGAGAGGUGCAGGGCAGAGGAGCUGUUAUUCAUGAAAGGGGAAAUGCUAACAGUAAGAGGGGAGCUGGUUGCAGUAAGGGGGGAACUGGUUGCAGUAAAGGGGGAGCUGGUGACAAGAAGGGGGGAGCUGGCAACAGUAAGAGGGGAGCUGAUGACAAUAAAGGGGGAGCUAGUGACAGUAAGGGGGGAGCUGGCGUUGGCAAGGGGGGAGCUGACGACUGUGAGUGGGGAGUUGGAGGCGUUGAAAAAUGGUUUGUUCCUAUCAGCACUGGAGUGGUUGGAUUUCUCUGGCUCAGAAUUGACCAAGAAGGGUCUGAAGCUUCUUCGAAGGCUACCUCGUUUGAGGCAGGUUAAAGCGGAUGUGGAUGGCUUUCGGACGCUGCUGAAUACCAUUCUUCCUGGAGUGGCAGUGAGUGGUGAUCUUCUGCCCGGCGUAGUUGCUGGUGAUUGA